UUUCACAAAUGUCAUACGUUUUCAUGUACUUCAACAAAAACACACCACACUUUCUCUCUCUUCACUAACAAAAACACAAAACAAACUCCCAUUUUCUCUCUCCUAAACAAAUUCCCUGUUCUUUCUUCCCCACUCUCAUCACAGAUUCACAGUACAGCCAGAAACAGAGAGAGAAAGAUGGGAUCUGAAGAAGAAGGAACAGAAACAGAGCAUGGAAGUGAAAUCCCAAAACUACCCUUAUACACACUACCCUCUCUAAAAUCAACACAACAACAACAACAUUCAACAAACUUAUUAACAUCACCCUUACACACUUCAGCUUCAGCCUCAGUCUCAGUGCCCUUCAAAUGGGAGGAACAUCCUGGAAAGCCCUUACCUUGUCUUGAACUUGCCCUUCCUUCUUCUUCUUCUUCUUCAUCUUCUACAACAACAAUUAAGUCCCUAGAAUUGCCUCCAAGGUUGCUCAAUGAGACUAAAUUUACCAAAACACCCUCCCCUACAACCGUCCUAGAGGGUCCGUACAGUUACAGUAAUUCUGCUACUGUAGGAAAGUCCUUCUCUUUUAGGUUUCUUAGGAAAAGACAAGGGUCCUUCGAUGGUUCCCUUAGUUUUGGGGGUAGUCGAGGAAGUAGCCCUGAAAGAGGCUUGCUUGGGACAAUUGUUCUUAGCCGCAGCAGCAGUGUUAGUAGGAGAGAGAUUAAUACUAAUACUAAUACUACGACUAAGGGCUUGUUUGGUUCUUGGAUGAAAAGAGGUGGGAAUAAUAGUAAUUUCAAAGGUAAAAACAGUGAUGUUCAUGGGGGUAAAUUCGUCUUUCCAGGUUUCCUCUCCGAUGAUGGUAUUACAGGUACGGAUGACGGUGGUGAAGCAACUGUUCAGGUUACAAAGAUGGGUAAAAAGGGCAAGUUCUUGGGUUUGUCAUCAAGCAGCAGCAAGUCUCACUUCUGGGCAAGCAUAUAUGGGGCCUUCAAGCAAGUGAUACCCAGUCCCAGGAAAAGUACGAAGUGGAAGAAAGAUGCCUGGUAAACUAACCCCAUCUCUCUUAUCCUUUGCCAGUAACAAGUCCCCAUCGAUUUGCCACCAAUCCAAAGUGCCUGUCUCUAAACAUUUGCUCUAUCUUACCCCCUCUAAUUAAAGCGUGCUCUCUCUAUCUCCCUCGUUCUCUCCUUUUCUAUCCCUUUGAUGAGAACGACACGAACUGUCGAAUAUUCAUUCAUAAGAUGUAUACAUGAAAUUAUAUUUUCUGUAGUGUUUGAAUUAGUAUCGAAGAACAUAUAGUUACUGAUUAUGAGUAUUUUAUUACAGUUUGUACUUCAAUGUGUGUAAAUUUUUACUGGUACUUACCCUGAAAUUUGAACUUCCUGUUCUGGUGA
Messenger RNA from Spinacia oleracea (spinach), 1373 nucleotides. RefSeq lists its product as uncharacterized. The record is from RefSeq and is a predicted model, not a curated record. Lineage: Eukaryota; Viridiplantae; Streptophyta; Magnoliopsida; Caryophyllales; Amaranthaceae. The transcript has 2 exons. The coding region runs from base 178 to 1026 and encodes 282 amino acids.